Messenger RNA from Coffea eugenioides, 2619 nucleotides. RefSeq names its product probable disease resistance protein RXW24L. The record is from RefSeq and is a predicted model, not a curated record. Bases 1 to 2619 code for a protein of 872 amino acids. The transcript is spliced from 5 exons. Gene Ontology annotation, biological process: defense response to other organism. Gene Ontology annotation, molecular function: ADP binding. Lineage: Eukaryota; Viridiplantae; Streptophyta; Magnoliopsida; Gentianales; Rubiaceae.
AUGGAAACCUAUGGCAUCAAAGCAGUGUUGGAGAGGGGGGAAUCUAGUUCUGGUGGGAAAAGUGAGAGCAAAAAAUGGUUGAGAAAAACUUGUGCUCAUGGAGUGGAGGAACGUUUUAUCGGGAUGGAAGAGGAGAUAAGUGCAUUGGUAUCAAUGUUGCUUGAUGAUAAUAGGAAAUUCGGAGUUGUUUCAAUUUGUGGAAUGGCCCGAUUGGGAGUUGGCAGAGAAGUGAAGGAAGUUCAAUCCCUGCUGCAGCGGAUGCAGUGUUUCCUGGAGGACGUGGAUAAAAGGAAACAUGAAGAGUCCAGCUUCCGUAAUUAUGUAAAACAGAUCAGGGAUCUGGCCUAUCGGAUUGAAAAUGUUGUCGAGACUUAUGCUGCUAAAGUUGCAUCGAAAAGGGGAAGGAAGGACAUCUGCAGCAUGCUCAAAAGAUUUGCUUGUAUGCUGAGAGAAUCCACAAGCCUUCACAAGGUUGGUUCCCAGAUUGCAGAUAUCAAAACAGAGAUCAGCAACCUCACAGCGAGCAUGGAAUCUUUUGGCAUAAAAGCUGCAAUGGAUAAUGAGAGUUCAGAUGCAAGAAAUGAAAGAAGAAAAUGGUUGAGGCAAAGGUACGCCCACGAGGUUGAGGAAGACUUUGUUGGGAUGAAAAAGGACAUCAAUCAACUGGUAUCGCUAAUGCUUGAUCAUGCCAAGAGGGAUGCUCGAGUCGUUUCAAUAUAUGGGAUGGGUGGCUUAGGAAAGACAGCUCUUGCCCGAAAAAUCUACCACCACCGGGAACGCAGUUUCAAAGGCUUUGCUUGGCUUGCUCCAGAAAAGAAGGACGAGAUUUCUCGAAUGGGAGAGAGGGAAGUUGUGGAGGAGCUUUACAAGGUGCAGAAAGUGAAAAGUUGUCUAGUUGUUGUUGAUGACAUAUGGAGGGUGGAUGAUUGGAAUAGCCUUAGACCUGCCUUCCCAAUUGCUGAGGCAAGCCUCAGCAAGAUUUUGCUCACAACUCGCAAAGAAAAUGUAGCCAAGGUUGGCAUCCUGUAUCCACUUGGAUUUCUAAAUAAAGAGGAGAGUUGGGAAUUGCUCCAGAAGAAGGCAUUCUGCAGAAGAGAUCCUGGAGACUCAAGAAUUGAACCAAAGCUCGUGGAAGACUUGGGAAGAGAAAUGGUGGCCAAAUGUGGAGACGAACCUUUAGCAAUCUCUGUCAUUGGAGGCAUUUUGCGUGAAAAGAAUUGCUUAGAUGGUUGGAAGAAGGUGCACAAAGUCAUUGAUUCGUACUUAAGGAGGAGCGAAAGCAGUGAAGGAGAUCAAGCAAUAGUGCAAGUAUUGACCUUAAGUUAUGAUGACUUGCCUUAUCAUUUGAAACCAUGCUUUCUUUAUAUGAGCCAUUAUCCAGAAGAUAAAAUGAUACAAGCAGAAGAAUUGUGUUUGUGUUGGAUGGCAGAAGGCAUAGUUUCAUCAAGGGAUCAAGGAAAAGAAGAAACACUGAUGGAUGUAGCAGAACGCUACUUCAAUGAACUGGCGAGCAGAUCUUUAGUGCAGGUGCAAGCGGAUGAACAGUUUGCAGGAUCAAUGCAAUUUUGCCGCCUACAUGACCUUAUGCGAGAGCUGUAUCUGGCAAAGAGUGAAGAAGAAGAGUUCUUCCAGAUGGAAAACCACAUUCACAGAGGCCUCAUUCUUUCAAUUCUAAUAAUUACAAGGAUCAUUCAUUUGAUUAUAAUGUCAUACAAGAAUCUGCUCAACAACUUCGAUCCCUUUUGUUAUUCAGCUCAGGGUGUCCGUUUCAAUAAACUACCUCAACGUUUUGGUAGCUUGAUCCAUUUGAGGUUUCUAUGCAUAAAAGACUGUGGAGUGAAGGAGUUGCCAUCAUCCAUCUGCGACUUGCCAUUCUUACGGACCCUUGAUCUCAGAGAUGAUAUAACCAAUGAGGGUGACUGUGCAUUACCCAAUGCUUUGUGGAAAUUGAAGCAAUUGAGACACCUUUAUCUUAAUCGGAAGUAUCAUGCAGUAGGAGGAGAAAAAUUGACAUUGCAUGGCCUGGAUAAGUUGGAGACAUUGGAAGGAAUUGCAUGUGAACACAUGGAAAUUUCAGAUCUUUAUAAGCUGAAAAAUCUGCGAUACCUCUAUCAUGCAAAAGUUAAUGGAAACGAGAGCAUCUCCAAGAUGAUCAACUACAUUGAGGCUGCUAAAGACUUACGUGUCCAUCUAAGUUCAGACGCAGGUUUUGUUCUUCUCAAAAAGCUUUUGAUGAAUUGCAACAUUUAUGAGUUAAGUAUACAUGCAUCUAGUGCUCUGUGCGGCAAAUUACCCAAGCAAGCAUCUCAUUUGUGUCCAAGUCUCCAAUCUUUGACCUUGUCAGGCUGCGAAAUUGGGGAUGAUCCAAUGGACGCUCUGGAGAGGCUUCCCAAUCUAAGAAUAUUGAAGCUGGGAAUGCUGUCCUUUGUUGGAAAAAACAUGGUUUGUCAUGCCAGUGGCUUCCCUCAACUCAGGCAUCUUUUCAUUGACAAUAUGCCUGCCUUAGAAAACUGGACGGUGGAAGGAGGAUCCAUGCCACAUCUUUCUACUCUAACCAUUUGGGAUUGCAACAAGUUGUUGAGUUGGAUAACUUCUAGAGCUAAAGAAUCCUCUACUUAA